Messenger RNA from Telopea speciosissima, 1627 nucleotides. RefSeq names its product mannose-6-phosphate isomerase 1-like. Bases 238 to 1578 code for a protein of 446 amino acids. Gene Ontology annotation, cellular component: cytosol. Lineage: Eukaryota; Viridiplantae; Streptophyta; Magnoliopsida; Proteales; Proteaceae. The transcript is spliced from 5 exons. The record is from RefSeq and is a predicted model, not a curated record. Gene Ontology annotation, biological process: GDP-mannose biosynthetic process; carbohydrate metabolic process. Gene Ontology annotation, molecular function: mannose-6-phosphate isomerase activity; zinc ion binding.
CUCCAUUCUUUCCUUAGCAUUCGCCAAUGCCUUAAAUCUAGUGUUAAUCUCUUUCAUAAAAUUCCAUAAAACCCACUUGUCUCUCACUUAAUUGCUCCUUAAAAGUUGUAGUUUCUUUCCCUCUUUUUACUCUAUUUAAAUGCUUCAAACCAGAGAGAGUUUCAAUGGCGCUUUCAGUCUAAAACCAGAACUCAAAUUCAAAAUUCUUCUCUUUUUCUUUUUCUGUUUUGUGUGUAGAUGGAUGAAGUGGUUGCAAUGAAGGCAAAGAUUGUGAAUGAGCCAGUGAGGUUAGGAUGUUUUGUUCAGAACUACGAUUGGGGCAGAAUUGGUGAGGAUUCGAAGGUUGCGAGUCUGUUUUCGUUGAAUUCUGGGUUGGAGAUUGAACCCAGUAAGCCUUAUGCAGAGAUUUGGAUGGGAACCCAUCCGUCAGGACCGUCGUUUGUGGUGGAAAACGGUGAACUAGAUGGUGGUUCUUCUGGGUUUGUGUCGAAGACUCUGAAGUCGUGGAUUUCGGAAAACCCUAGUGUUCUUGGUGAUAAGGUUGUGAAGAAGUGGGGAAAUAAUCUUCCUUUCUUGUUCAAGGUGCUUUCAGUUGCAAAAGCAUUAUCUAUUCAAGCACAUCCAGACAAGGAAUUGGCCAGGGUAUUGAAUAAAUCUAAACCAAAGCUCUACAGAGAUGAUAAUCACAAGCCUGAGAUGGCUUUGGCUCUUACAGAGUUUGAAGCCUUGUGUGGAUUUGUCAGUGUUGAGGAGCUUAAAGAUGUGCUUCAUGAUGUUCCUGAGAUUAUAGAUCUGGUUGGUAAUGCUGAAGCUGAUGAAGUUUUACACAUUAAUGAGCAAUAUGGGGAGAAGAAAAUAAAAACAAUUCUGCGGUCAAUCUUCACCCAAUUGAUGACAGUAAGUGAGAAUGCUAUCUCAGAAGCUGUAUUCAAAAUGAAAAGACGUCUGAACAUUGAAAAGAAGGUGAGAUAUUUGACAGACAAGGAACAGCUGGUAUUAAGACUAGAGAAGCAAUAUCCAAGUGAUAUUGGUGUUAUGUCAGCCUUCUUUCUAAACUAUGUGAAGCUUAACCCUGGUGAAGCACUGUAUCUAGGGGCUAACGAACCCCAUGCAUAUAUAUCUGGUGAAUGCAUUGAAUGCAUGGCAACCUCAGAUAAUGUUGUGCGUGCCGGUCUCACCCCAAAAUACCGAGAUGUUCAGACUCUGUGUUCCAUGCUUACAUACAAACAGGGCUCUCCUGGAAUUCUUCAUGGGUUUCUCUUGAAUCCAUAUACGAAAAGGUACCUCCCACCUUUUGAUGAAUUUGAGGUUGAUCAUUGCAUUUUUCCUCAAGGAACAUCAGCUAUACUUCCUGUAGCACAAGGGCCAUCCCUUUUCCUGGUCACAGCAGGAGAGGGGACAAUGCAAACAAGCACAGGCUUAUUUGGAGAAAUGAUUUCAGAAGGUUCUGUUCUUUUUGUGCCUGCCAACACAGAGAUUAUGGUAACUACCAUAGAAGGAAUGCAACUUUAUAGGGCUGGGGUGAAUAGCAAGUUUCUUUCAGAGAAUCAAGUGGAAGAAGUACCAUUUCUCAUAUAAAAUUGUAACCAGCUUUAGUGCUUUACAUGCUUUAUACGGUAUAUACUUC